AGGCCAGUGAAGAUGACCCUGCUGGCGGGUGACGGCUCCGGCUCCGACUAUGACUACAGCGCCCUGAGCUGCGCCUCCGACGCCUCCCUGGACCCUCCCCCGCAGCAGGAGCAGGAGGCCCGCAAGGGAGCCUUCUACAAGAGGGCGCAGCCGGCCCCCCAGCCGGGCCCGGCGUCACUGUCCGACGCCCGCAAGCUCCACGCCAUCAUCAACGUGGGCGGCAUGCGCUACCAGCUGCCCUGGACCACCCUGGAGGACUUCCCGCUGUCCCGCCUGGGCCGGCUGCACCCGUGCAGCAGCUUCGACGAGAUCAUGCGCGUCUGCGACGACUACGACGUGGCGCACAACGAGUUCUUCUUCGACCGCAACCCCUGCGCCUUCCGCACCAUCCUGACCUACCUGCGGGCGGGCAAGCUGCGCUCGCUCAGGGAGAUGUGCGCCCUCUCUUUCCGGGAGGAGAUGCUCUACUGGGGGGUGCCGGAGGAGAGCCUGGAGUGGUGCUGCCGCCGCCGCCUGCUGCACCGCAUGGAGGAGUUCGAGGCCAUGGAGCGAGCGGCGGAGGAGGACGAGCUCCUGCGGGAUCUGUCCGAGUCGGACAGCGGGGGGCGUCCCGCCGAGUCCCGCUUGAGUCGCUUCAUGUCGAGGCUGAGGGACAUGGUGGAGAGGCCGCACUCUGGACUCCCCGGGCAGAUCUUCGCCUGCUUGUCCGUAUUGUUCGUCACCAUCACGGCGGUCAACCUGUCCAUCAGCACCAUGCCCGCCAUGAGGCAGGAGGAGGAGGAGGGCAGGUGUUCCAACAUGUGCUACAACAUCUUCAUCGUGGAGACGGUGUGCGUGGCCUGGUUCUCCCUGGAGUUCUCCCUGCGCUUCAUCCAGGACCGCUCCAAGCUGACCUUCCUGCGCCAGCCCCUCAACCUCAUCGACGUGCUGGCCAUCCUGCCCUACUACAUCACGCUGCUGGUGGACACCACCUCCGAGGGCCAGCGCCGCCCCGGCGCCGGCGGCAGCUACCUGGACAAGGUGGGCCUGGUGCUGCGUGUGCUGCGGGCGCUGCGCAUCCUCUACGUGAUGCGGCUGGCCCGCCACUCGCUGGGCCUGCAGACGCUGGGGCUGACGGCCCGCCGCUGCACGCGGGAGUUCGGCCUGCUGCUCCUCUUCCUGUGCGUGGCCAUCGCCCUCUACUCGCCGCUGGUCUACCUGAUCGAGAGCGAGAUGGGUGCGGCGCCGGAGUUCACCAGCAUCCCCGCCACCUACUGGUGGGCCGUCAUCACCAUGACGACGGUGGGCUACGGCGACAUGGUGCCGCGCAGCAUCCCGGGCCAGGUGGUGGCGCUGAGCAGCAUCCUGAGCGGCAUCCUCCUCAUGGCCUUCCCCGUCACCUCCAUCUUCCACACCUUCUCGCGCUCCUACGUGGAGCUCAAGCAGGAGCAGCAGAGGCUCCUGCAGAGGAGGACGCACUUCCUGCUCAGGGGCCACCUGGGGAACAACCUCUCCCUGGAGAGCGACAUGCUCUUCCCCAUGGCCACGCCCGACGCCCGGGACGCCUGAGGACCAGGUAAGGACCAGAACUUUCCCACAGACGCAGCCUUUCCGUGUAGCAUCCCAGCGAGAAGAAGGUCGUCUAACCAUGAGUACCAAACUGAUGACACGUACCUCGUAAAUGCUCCAAUUCUAGCUCAUCUCCACCAUCAAAUAGAGAAAAACAUAUAUUUCUUUAUUGAAUCAUGAUUAGGAGUGCAUGAGAAAGCAAUCUUAAAGGCCUACUGAAAGCCACUACUAGCGACCACGCAGUCUGAUAGUUUAUAUAUCAAUGAUGAAAUAUUAACAUUGCAACACAUGCCAAUACGGCCUUUUUAGUUUACUAAAUUGCAAUUUUAAAUUUCUCGCAAAGUAUCCUGUUGAAAACGUCGGGACGUCUCGGAUUGUAGCGGACAUUUUUUUCCAGCCCGAUCCCAGCUAUAAGUCGUCGCAUAAUUACACAGUAUUCUGGACAUCCGUGUUGCUGAAUCCUUUGCAAUUUGUUCAAUUAAUAAUGGAGACGUCAAAGAAGAACGAUGUAGGUGGGAAGCGGUGUAUUGCAACCGCCUUUAGCAACACAAACACAGCCGGUGUUUCCUUGUUUACAUUCACGAAGGUGAAGCUUUACUAUGGUAAAUGGGUAGUACUUGUAUAGCGCUUUUCUACCAAAGCCCAAAGCGCUUUGACAGUAUUUCCACAUUCACACACACAUUCACACACUGACGGCGGGAGCUGCCAUGCAAGGCGCUCACCAGGAGCAAUGGUGAAGUGUCUUGCCCAAGGACACAUCGGAUGUGACUAGGAUGGUAGAAGGUGGGGAUUGAACCGGUAACCCUCAGAUUGCUGGCACAGCCACUCUACCAACUUCGCCACGCCGUUCCCUACGGCUAUGGAAAAGAGCGAUCCAGCGAACAUGGUUCCCGACCACAUGUCAACCGGCAGGUUUCGGUGAGAAAAUUGUGGUAAUAAGUCGGCUCUUACCGUAGACAUGAGCAGAGUUUGCGUCGUUGCUCGUGCACCUGUCAAAGAGGCAGCUGCGUGGCUUCCCUCAGAGACACCGGCGGUCACCACAACCCACCGACUUUCAGGUACUACAGUAUAAUCUCACUACAACCCUAGUAACACAAUAAGCAGAUAAGGGAUUUUCCAGAAUUAUCCUAGUAAAUGUGUCUAAUAACAUCUGAA
Nerophis ophidion (straightnose pipefish) is the source of this 2703-nucleotide messenger RNA. RefSeq names its product potassium voltage-gated channel, subfamily G, member 1 (gene kcng1). Gene Ontology annotation, molecular function: delayed rectifier potassium channel activity. Gene Ontology annotation, biological process: potassium ion transmembrane transport; regulation of delayed rectifier potassium channel activity; protein homooligomerization. Bases 13 to 1548 code for a protein of 511 amino acids. Lineage: Eukaryota; Metazoa; Chordata; Actinopteri; Syngnathiformes; Syngnathidae. The record is from RefSeq and is a predicted model, not a curated record. The transcript has 2 exons. Gene Ontology annotation, cellular component: membrane; voltage-gated potassium channel complex.